Molecule: messenger RNA, 1257 nt
Organism: Phaeoacremonium minimum UCRPA7
Lineage: Eukaryota; Fungi; Ascomycota; Sordariomycetes; Togniniales; Togniniaceae
Product: putative fungal specific transcription factor domain-containing protein
Exons: 1
Coding region: 1-1257 (418 amino acids)
Source: RefSeq, a predicted model, not a curated record
AUGGCUCCCGUGUGCCCCAAAGACCAUGCUAGCACGCUAGAGGAGCGAGAGCGUAUGAUUAGGGAGGUCUACAACCGCGUCGAAACUCGAUAUCUCAGCGAUCCCAAGUCAGAGUCGAAUCCCAUGUUUUGGACGGCCGCACAAAUAGCCCGUGUCAUUGUCGCGAAGAUGAUACUACUCAUCUAUCAGCCGAUUCUGUUCCCUGGUCCUAAUGAUGAGCAUCUGUCUGGCGAGAUCCGCAGUCGUCUAUUUAGCGCAUCCAUCGAGAUCUUUGAGUACAAUCAUCUUCUCAACACCGACCCUAGGUGCCGACAGUGGAGAUGGCUCUUCCAAACAUACACUCAGUGGCAUGCCGUGGCCUAUAUCUUGAUGGAAGUGACGAAGAGGCCAUGGGGCCCAACCUCUGAGCGGGCAUGGACGGCUCUCAAUUCCUCCUUCACACAACCAAACCCCUUAGAGGCCGAGAAGCUCGAUGGCCCCUCGGCUGUCUGGGUACCUUUCAAGAAGCUUUACUUGAAGGCCAAAAGGCAUCGGGAUGCAGAGGUUCAACGGCUCAUUUCCGAUCCAACGGCCGCACAGGCAUUAGAGUUAGAAGAUCGCGUCACGGAAGUACCAGCAAGUUUCGCUGCCAUGCCAGGUCCUAUAAAGAGUGCAAUUGCCAAUGAGCGUUGGCGCAGGCUGGUCAACGCACCACCACUACCGCCAGGUGCCGUAGAGCAAAGAGAGCACGAACUGCAGGCUCAUGCGGCAUCACGGGCGAAGGAGGAGCCUCCGAAUAUGCCGCCCACAAGCAUGGGCCGAACCCCGAGUGCAGCGCCCAAUUCGGCAUUGGAGUUUCUCGAUCAUGCAAUGGCGCAACCUUCAUUCUCGCCGGAAACUUUCUGGCCGAUUGCUCUAUCGACUGCAUUCAUGGAUGACGCACGCCAGGCUGCCUUUGGCUACAUGGGCGGUAACAUUCCGAGACAGGACGAUACCUUGGCCAACUUUGCGCACGGAAACACUCAGAGCGACGCCAGAAUGAAUCCGCUGGCCCAAAGCCAGAAUCCAUCUUCAUCCACGCCCCUGGUUGACGCUAUCAAGACUACCAAUCCCCCUCCGUGGCUGUGGGGCGAGACCACAGCUCCAGCAGCUGGAGCGGCCGGGUUGCCCAACAUGCAGGUGGACGAUGUCGAUAUAAACAUGGACGAGGAUUUUAACUGGCAAGAUUGGGGCCAGAGUAUUCCAGGCACUGGAUUUUGGAGCGGACAGGCGCUAUGA